GGGGGGGUUGCAAAACAGACCAUCGCACAGAGUGAGGAGGGCAGGGUUCAGUCUGGCCAGGGCAGGGUGAGGGGACUAGCUGGGCAGAGACACAAUACUGAACUACUAAACAGGACCUCGAACAGACAGACACUACUACUACUGAACAGGACCUCGAACAGACAGACUGGCUGACUGACUGACAGACAGACAGCAUUUCAGGAUGCUCAGGUGCCUGAUAAAGGACUUUGAGACGCGUCCGUCGGUCACACACCUGUUGGAGCACCCCUUCAUAAAGCAGGCUCAUGGCAAAGACUCCACCCUGCGGCAGCAGCUCUCCUCACUCAUCAAGGAGCAGCAGGAGCACGGGUGCAGGAGGAGGACCAGGCACGAGAGGAUUAACACGCGUAAGACGCUGAUCAUCGAAAGCUCCCCUGAUGAUGACUUGGUGAAUCUGGAGGCGCUCGACGAGGAAACAAUCAUCAGUCAUCUCCAGAGGAGGUAUGGUGACCUGCAGAUCUACACGUAUGUGGGGGACAUCCUCAUCGCCCUCAACCCCUUCCAGUCCCUCAGCAUCUACACUCAACAGUUCUCCAAGCUGUACCAUGGAGUGAAGCGCUCAGAAAACCCCCCACACAUCUUUGCCACGGCAGACGCCGCGUAUCAGAGCAUGGUCACCUUCAGCAAGGAUCAGUGCAUCAUCAUUAGCGGGGAGAGCGGAGCAGGGAAGACGGAGAGUGCCCACUUGAUCGUCCAGCACCUGACCUUCCUGGGAAAGGCCAACAACCGCACGCUACGGGAGAAGAUCCUCCAGGUGAACCCCCUGCUGGAGGCCUUCGGGAACGCCUGCACCGCCAUCAACGACAACUCCAGCCGCUUCGGGAAGUACCUGGAGAUGAGGUUCACCCCCACCGGUGCGGUCAUGGGCGCCAAGAUCUCUGAGUACCUCCUGGAGAAGUCCCGGGUCAUCAAACAGGCAGCAGGAGAGAAGAACUUCCACAUCUUCUACUACAUCUAUGCUGGCCUGUACCAUCAAGAGAAACUCGUGAAGUACGGACUCCCGGAUAAAACACCGCCGAGGUACAUUGACAGUCAGAAUGGGAAGGUAAUGCAGGACAUCGUCUCCAGUAAGCUGUACAAGGAGCAGUUUGAUGCCAUCCAGGACUGCUUCAGGAUCAUCGGAUUCACGGAGGAGGAGGUCAACUCUGUGUACAGGAUCCUGUCUGCCAUCUUGAACACGGGCAACAUUGAGUUCACCUCCAUCACCUCCCAGCACCAGACUGACAAGAGUGAAGUGCCCAACACACAGGCUUUGGACAAUUCUGCCGAUCUCCUGAGCAUUGGUUCGGAGGAGCUGCAGGAGGCCCUGACGUCCCACUGCGUGGUGACGCGCGGCGAGACCAUCAUCCGCAACAACACGGUGGACAAGGCCAUCGACGUGCGCGACGCCAUGUCCAAAGCCCUCUACGGACGCCUCUUCAGCUGGAUCGUCAACCGCAUCAACGCCCUGCUCCAGCCCGACACCAACAUCUGCGCUGCAGACAGUGGGAUGAAUGUGGGCAUCCUGGACAUCUUCGGCUUCGAGAACUUCAAGAAGAACUCCUUCGAGCAGCUCUGCAUCAACAUCGCCAAUGAGCAGAUCCAGUUCUACUUCAACCAGCACAUCUUUGCCCUGGAGCAGAUGGAGUACCAGAGCGAGGGUGUGGACGCCAGCCUGGUGGAGUACGAGGACAACCGGCCAAUCCUGGACAUGUUCCUGCAGAAGCCCAUGGGCCUGCUCUCGCUGCUGGACGAGGAGAGCCGCUUCCCCCAGGCCACGGACCAGACACUCGUGGACAAAUUUGAGGAUAAUCUGCGCUGCAAGUACUUCUGGAGGCCCAAGCGGGUUGAACUCACCUUUGGGAUUCAGCACUACGCCGGAAAGGUUCUGUACAAUGUGCACGGGUUCCUGGAGAAGAACCGGGACACGCUCCCAGCAGACAUCGUGGUGGUGCUGAGGACCUCCGAGAACAAGCUUCUGCAGCAGCUCUUCUCCAGUCCGCUCACCAAGAUAGGUGGGACUCGAACCCUGAACCUCACCCUAAAACACCCUAAUAGAACCCUGAACCUCACCCUAAAACAUCCUAAUAGUCCUAAUGUGGACACCAUGGAGAUGAUGCGACACCCUGAGGAGACCACCAACAUGAGGAGGCAGACUGUGUCCUCGUAUUUCCGCUACUCUCUAAUGGACCUGCUGUCUAAGAUGGUGGUGGGCCAGCCCCACUUUGUGCGCUGUAUCAAGCCCAACGACGACCGCCAGGCCCUGCGCUUCUGCAAGGAGCGCGUCGUGCUGCAGCUACGCUACACCGGUAUCCUGGAGACCGUCAACAUCCGUCGCCUGGGUUACUCCCAUCGCAUUCUGUUUGAGGAGUUUGUCAGCAGGUACUACUACCUUGCGUUCAGAGCCCAUCAGAUGCCUGAGAGCAGUAAGGAGAAUUCCAAAGUCAUCCUGGAGAAGGCCAAACUGGAGAACUGGAGUGUUGGAAAAACCAAGGUGUUUCUGAAGUACUACCACGUGGAGCAGUUGAACCUGAUGCUGCGGGAGGUGAUGGCCAGGGUGGUGGUGCUGCAGGCCUACACCAAGGGCUGGCUGGGGGCGCGACGCUACCGCCGCGAGAGGGAGCGCCGCAGGCACGGGGCUACCAUCAUACAGUCAGCCUGGAGGGGCCAUGCUGCUCGCCAGAAUCUCAAGCACAUCAGAAAGGAGCGCGCCGAGGCGGCUGUCCGGAUCCAGUCAGCCUACAGAGGACACAGAGUGCGCGAAGACUGCAAGCAGAAACGCCAGUCCGCACCAGCAACACUGGGGAGCAGCUCAGCGACCCAGGGGAAAGAUUCGACCAUGGAUAAUCAUAUCCUGAAAGACAAGGCUCCAGCUGACAGUGGCUGUGGUGGUGGUGGUGACAGGCAGGCCAGAGCAGACAGCCUUGACAGAGGCCCGUCCCGAGACUACAGCAGCAGCAGCAGCAGCAGCAGCCACAGAGACCCCAGCAGAAACAGCAUCGGCAGCGGCGGAGUGACAGGCAUCCUCCGAAACCAGCACAAUAAACAAGGUAGGGACCGGUCAAUGGACGCUCACAUACACGCAUGCAUGCAGGUGUACGUGUGUACAGGUGUGUGUGCAUGCAGUGAGAAUAGUGAAGAAGCCUGA
Clupea harengus (Atlantic herring) is the source of this 3166-nucleotide messenger RNA. RefSeq names its product myosin IIIB (gene myo3b). Gene Ontology annotation, molecular function: protein binding; microfilament motor activity; ATP binding. Gene Ontology annotation, cellular component: photoreceptor inner segment; myosin complex; stereocilium tip. Gene Ontology annotation, biological process: sensory perception of sound; regulation of actin filament length; peptidyl-serine phosphorylation. The transcript is spliced from 24 exons. The record is from RefSeq and is a predicted model, not a curated record. Lineage: Eukaryota; Metazoa; Chordata; Actinopteri; Clupeiformes; Clupeidae. Bases 203 to 3166 code for a protein of 987 amino acids.